AUUGACGAAUCUGAAAGCUUGGGGUUUGGUUCUUUCCAGUCUUUUUUCAUCGGUGGAGGCUCCUAUCCAACAUCUAUCCUUUUUGGAUUCAAACUCCAAACCCUUUCUACAGCCUUUAAUGUCUCCAAGUCGGUUGUGAUGGAUAUCUUGGACAGGCAACAAGAGGGUCCAAUAGUGUACAUGAACAGGACUCAUACACCAAGCUUUUGGACAAAAUUCAUUGAACUCAGGGAGACAGACAGACUACAACACCUGAAGAAGAUGGUGGAGGUCCGGCAUGAGUCUGGCCAGGCAGAGGAAGAACAAACGGGAUGGUCGUGGAGGGAACUCUUGAAUUCCUUCUUUGGAAUUAAAAUCACCGGAGAUGGUUACAAGGGUACCAGAAAAUCCCCUGACUCGUACAACCUCUAUAAUAGAAGCCCUGAUUUCAGAAACAACUACGGAUGGAGCAUUGCUCUUGAUGGGUCGGAUUACAGUGCUCUCAAACACUCUGGCAUCGGUGUAUAUCUCGUCAAUCUCACAGCGGGAUCGAUGAUGGCACCGCAUCUGAAUCCCACUGCAACAGAGUAUGGAAUUGUACUGCGAGGAACUGGAAGAAUACAGAUUGUGUUUCCGAAUGGAACUUCAGCUAUGGACGCCAAAGUAACAGAAGGCGAUGUGUUUUGGGUGCCGAGAUACUUGGCCUUCUGUCAAAUUGCAUCACGAGCAGGACCAUUUGAGUUCUUCGGAUUCACAACCUCCGCACACAAGAAUCGGCCUCAGUUCCUUGUUGGUGCAAACUCACUACUUCAUGCAUUGCAUGGACCUGAGCUGGCUGCUGCAUUUGGAACGACCGAGGAGAGAAUCAAGCGUGUUCUUGAUGGCCAACGCGAAGCUGUGAUACUUCCUUCUCCGGUAGCAACACCCACCGGUAGGAGGGAGGAGAUGAUGAUUUUAGAGACAAUGGAGGAGGAGGAGAUGAUUAUGGGGUUUUGAUUAGGAAAGUGUUUUUUUUUUGGGUUUUAUUUAGUUCUUAGCUUCUAAUUUUGCCUUUUACACCAUGAUCUCUAAGAGCUGUGAAUAAAAUAAAAUGUCCCAG
Molecule: messenger RNA, 1078 nt
Organism: Rubroshorea leprosula
Lineage: Eukaryota; Viridiplantae; Streptophyta; Magnoliopsida; Malvales; Dipterocarpaceae
Source: the annotation of a GenBank genome assembly